Molecule: messenger RNA, 1323 nt
Organism: Raphanus sativus (radish)
Lineage: Eukaryota; Viridiplantae; Streptophyta; Magnoliopsida; Brassicales; Brassicaceae
Product: aspartic proteinase CDR1-like
Exons: 1
Coding region: 1-1323 (440 amino acids)
Biological process (GO): proteolysis
Cellular component (GO): extracellular region
Molecular function (GO): aspartic-type endopeptidase activity
Source: RefSeq, a predicted model, not a curated record
AUGGCCUCUCUAUUCUCUUCAGUUCUCUUGGCUCUAUCAUUACUCUCUUCACCAUUUCUCUCAAACGCAAACGCCCAUACAAAACUUGGCUUCAGCGCGGAUUUGAUCCACCGCGAUUCUCCUAAAUCGCCUUUUUAUAAUCCGACAGAAACCACUGCUCAGCGUUUAAGAAACGCUGUUCACCGAUCCGUAAACCGUGUUGUCCAUUUCAACGGCAAAGAUGCAUCAGUUAACUCACCUCAAACUGAGAUUACCUCAGAGAGAGGUGAAUAUCUCAUGAGUAUAUCGCUGGGGACUCCUCCGUUCCCUAUCAUGGCAAUCGCUGACACGGGAAGCGAUCUCCUAUGGACCCAGUGCAAGCCAUGCGAUGACUGUUACACUCAGGAUGCUCCUCUCUUUGACCCUAAAGCGUCUUCUACAUACAAAGAUGUUUCUUGCACCUCAAGACAAUGUGCUGCCCUUGAAAGCCAAGCCACUUGUUCGACAGAAGACAACACUUGCUCUUACACACUGUCUUACGGGGAUAAGUCUUACACAAAGGGUAAUGUUGCCGCCGACACCUUAACGCUUGGCUCGACUGAUAACCGCCCCGUUCAGCUCAAAAACAUCGUCAUUGGAUGUGGUCACAAUAACGCUGGAACAUUCGGCAAGAAGGGCUCCGGAAUCAUUGGACUUGGUGGCGGUUCGGUUUCGCUAAUAUCGCAACUCGGAGAUUCAAUCGAUGGCAAAUUCUCGUACUGCUUGGUCCCUAUGUCUUCAGAAAACGAUACAACGAGCAAGAUCAACUUCGGAACCAACGCGGUUGUGUCGGGAAAUGGAGCUGUCUCAACUCCACUGAUCACAAAAUCGGAAGCGACCUUCUAUUACCUAACCCUAGAAUCCGUUAGCGUGGGCAGCAAGAAUAUCAAAUACCCAUCAGUAUCAGAUUCUGAUGGAAGCAGCGGCAAGGGGAACAUCAUCAUCGACUCUGGCACAACUCUGACCAUGGUACCAACCGAAUUUUACUCCGAGCUCGAAGAUGCUGUUGCGUCCUCAAUCGAUGCUGAGAGAGUAAACGAUCCACAAAACGUGUUGAGUCUGUGUUACAGCACAACCGCUAAGCUGACAGUCCCUGUUAUUACUAUGCAUUUCGAUGGAGCAGAUGUGACGUUAGACUCCUCCAAUGCCUUCGUACAACUCUCUGAGGAUUUGGUUUGCUUCGCCUUCCGUGGGAAUGACGAGUUGGCCAUCUACGGGAAUCUAUCACAGAUGAACUUCCUUGUUGGUUACGACACCGUUUCUAAGACGGUCUCAUUUAAGCCUGCUGAUUGUGCAAAGAUGUAG